Vigna umbellata (rice bean) is the source of this 603-nucleotide messenger RNA. Lineage: Eukaryota; Viridiplantae; Streptophyta; Magnoliopsida; Fabales; Fabaceae. The record is from RefSeq and is a predicted model, not a curated record.
AUGGAACAAGUCUCCACAAAGAAAAGACAUAGAGAAGAGGAGACAAAUGAUUACAAAGCGGUCAAGAAGAAGCUACUCCCUCCAAAAGAGAAAGAUCCAGGAAGUUUCACCAUUCCAUGUGUCAUAGAAAAGAAAACGGUAAAUAAAGCCCUACUUGAUUUAGGGUCAAGCGUUAAUUUCAUGCCUUAUUCUUUACUUGAACAAAUGGGGGAUAUUAAAGUCAAGCCUAUAAAGAUGAAUUUGUUAAUGGCGGAUGGUUCUUCAAAGAAUCCGUAUGGUAUAGCAGAGGAGUUUAUGGUUUGUGUUGGAGAACUAAAAUUCUUGGUGGACUUUGUGGUGAUGGAGAUGAAGGAUGAAAGAGUUCCUAUUAUUCUUGGAAGGUCGUUUAUGAAAACGGCUAAAGUCAUCAUUGAUGUAGAUGAAGGAAUAGUGGUGUUUCAAGACCGAGGAAAAAAUGUGGUUAUUGAUGUCUUCAAAGAGGAACAACAGACAGAGACUAGUUAUAAAGCUACAUAUCAAGAUGUACUCAUGAUUAGUCCUCAAGAUGCAAAGCCAAGCUUCAAAGGUUGUGGAUUGUUAAAGACUAUAAGAAAGAUGGAGUGA